AUGGCAAUCAGCAAGUGUUAUAAGACAAGAGAGGGUAUUGGCAAGUCUGGUCUGAUCAUGGCAUUCUGGCUGUACUACUUACCCAUGGCAACAGUCUGGCUCAAGCAAGAUAGAGUACAAGGUCCUGACAAGCCAGGUAAAUCAGGUGGUCAGGACAAUCCAGGUAAAUCAGGUGGUCAGGACAAUCCAGGUAAAUCAGGUGGUCGGGACAAGCCAGGUAAAUCAAAAAGUCAGGACAAGCAAGGUAAAUCACAAAGUCAGGACAAGCCAGGUAAAUCAGGUGGUCAGGACAAGCCAGGUAACUCACAAAGUCAGGACAAGCCAAGUAAAUCACAGAGUCAUGACAAGCCAGGUAAAUCACAAUGUCAGGACAAGCCAGGUAAAUCACAAUGUCAGGACAAGCCAGGUAAAUCACAAUGUCAGGACAAGCCAGGUAAAUCAGGUGGUCAGGACAAGCCAGGUAAAUCAGGUGGUCAGGACAAGCCAGGUAAAUCAGGUGGUCAGGACAAGCCAGGUAAAUCAGGUGGUCAGGACAAUCCAGGUAAAUCAGGUGGUCAGGACAAGCCAGGUAAAACAGGUGGUCAGGACAAGCCAGGUAAAACAGGUGGUCAGGACAAGCCAGGUAACUCACAAAGUCAGGACAAGCCAGGUAGAUCACAAAGUCAGAACAAGCCAGGUAAAUCACAAAGUCGGGACAAGCCAGGUAAAUCACAAAGUCAGGACAAACCAGGUAAAUCACAAAGUCAGGACAAACCAGGUAAAUCACAAAGUCAGGACAAACCAGGUGACCCUCCCAGUACUAGUCAUGUGUCAGGUGACCCUCCAGGACUAGCCAUGUGUCAGGUGACCCUCCCAGUACUAGCCAUGUGUCAGGUGACCCUCCAGUACUAG
Haliotis rufescens (red abalone) is the source of this 891-nucleotide messenger RNA. Its product is annotated as MARCO-like protein. The transcript has 3 exons. Lineage: Eukaryota; Metazoa; Mollusca; Gastropoda; Lepetellida; Haliotidae. Bases 1 to 891 code for a protein of 296 amino acids. The record is from RefSeq and is a predicted model, not a curated record.